Molecule: messenger RNA, 2567 nt
Organism: Gossypium raimondii (Peruvian cotton)
Lineage: Eukaryota; Viridiplantae; Streptophyta; Magnoliopsida; Malvales; Malvaceae
Product: probable metal-nicotianamine transporter YSL5
Exons: 6
Coding region: 196-2268 (690 amino acids)
Cellular component (GO): membrane
Molecular function (GO): oligopeptide transmembrane transporter activity
Source: RefSeq, a predicted model, not a curated record
UGAAACUUUGAGUCCAAAACCAACCAAAAUUUCCAGUUUGAAUAAUAAGCUUCACGCUCUGUAUGUGAUAAAGUGAAAGCAACCGCCUCCAUUUUCACUAGUAUAUUCCUACGUCCAACCCUAUUUUUGCCUAUAAAACUCUGUCUCCAUUUAAGAAGAGGGUAGAGAUUGGUUUUGGAUCCUGAAGUAGAGGAAAUGGAUGAAGAAAGGGUAAAUAAUGGAAUCAACGCAGAAGAAGGAGAAUAUGAGAAGAAUGGUAAGAAGGAGGUGAAGGGAGGUGGUGAGAAGUCGGUGGAAGAGAUCUUUCAGAGCCAGGAAGUGCCAUUGUGGAAGAACCAGCUGACGAUUAGGGCCUUUGGUGUCAGCUUUUUGUUAAGCAUAAUGUUCAGUUUCAUAGUGAUGAAGCUCAACUUAACGACCGGGAUUAUCCCUUCCCUCAAUGUCUCGGCUGGCUUGUUGGGGUUCUUCUUUGUCAAGACAUGGACCAAGAUGCUCCAAAAAUCUGGUCUUCUCAAACAGCCUUUCACCAGGCAGGAAAACACUGUUAUUCAGACCUGUGUGGUUGCCUCCUCCGGUAUCGCCUUCAGCGGAGGAUUCGGGAGUUACCUGUUUGGAAUGAGUGAACGCAUAGCCAAGCAAUCAGAUGACAACGGUAGUUUCAAGAAUCCAUCACUUGGAUGGAUUAUUGGCUUCCUCUUUGUUGUUAGCUUUCUUGGUCUUUUCUCUGUGCUCCCUCUUCGGAAGAUAAUGGUCAUAGACUUCAAGUUGACAUAUCCAAGUGGUACUGCAACUGCACAUCUUAUCAAUAGCUUCCACACUCCUCAAGGGGCCAAGCUAGCAAAGAAGCAAGUAAGAGCAUUGGGCAAGUUCUUUUCUUUCAGCUUCUUGUGGGGUUUCUUUCAAUGGUUUUUCACUGCAGGGGAAGAUUGUGGAUUUGUUAACUUCCCUACAUUUGGGAUUAAAGCAUAUAAGAACAAGUUUUACUUUGAUUUCUCAACAACGUAUGUUGGAGUAGGGAUGAUCUGUCCCUACAUAAUUAACAUAUCGGUGCUUCUAGGAGGAAUACUUUCAUGGGGUCUAAUGUGGCCUCUCAUUGAAACAAGAAAAGGUGAUUGGUAUCCUGCAGGUAUUCCCGCCAGCAAUAUGCAUGGCCUACAAGGUUACAAGGUAUUUAUUGCAAUUGCCAUGAUUCUAGGUGAUGGGCUGUACAACUUCUUCAAGGUGUUUAGCAGAACCCUUACAGGCUUGUUUCGGCAAGUCCGAUGCAAGCAAUCUCUCCCCGUUGCAAACCGGCCUAGUACUUCUGAUACCUCAAAGAAGAUAUCCUAUGAUGACCAGCGCCGGACCGAAAUAUUUCUAAAAGAUCAGAUUCCUGUAUGGUUUUCUAUUGCAGGUUAUGUCACAAUUGCUAUCAUCUCUACCAUCGCUCUUCCACACGUCUUUCACGAUCUCAAAUGGUAUUACAUAUUGGUCAUCUACGUGUUUGCACCGACACUGGCUUUCUGUAAUGCAUAUGGAUGUGGACUCACUGAUUGGUCCCUUGCUUCCACCUACGGUAAGCUAGCAAUCUUUACGAUUGGAGCUUGGGCAGGUUCACAUGGAGGAGUCCUUGCAGGCCUCGCGGCGUGUGGUGUGAUGAUGAACAUUGUUUCAACAGCCUCCGACCUAAUGCAGGAUUUUAAGACUGGUUACCUCACCCUGGCUUCUCCUAGAGCCAUGUUCGUUAGCCAAGUGAUUGGCACUGCCAUGGGCUGCAUCGUUUCACCUUGUGUCUUCUGGCUAUUCUACAAGGCAUUCGAUGACUUUGGUGUCCCUGACAGUCAAUAUCCUGCUCCUUUCGCCAUCGUUUAUCGCAACAUGGCGAUAUUGGGGGUUCAGGGCUUCUCUGCUCUACCAAAAAACUGUCUCCUACUUUGUUAUGGGUUCUUUGGUGCAGCCAUCUUGAUAAACUUAAUGAAGGAUAUGAUGGGUAAGAAAUGGGGAUCCUUCAUUCCACUUCCAAUGGCAAUGGCAAUACCUUUCUAUAUCGGACCAUACUUUGCCAUUGAUAUGUGCAUAGGAAGUUUGAUCUUAUUCGUGUGGGAAAAGCUAAACAAGGCAAAGGCAGAUGCAUUCGCACCGGCAGUCGCCUCUGGUCUCAUCUGUGGGGACGGUAUAUGGACAUUGCCGAGUUCAAUACUUGCUCUUGCAGGGGUUAAACCACCUAUUUGCAUGAAAUUUCUUUCAAGGGCUACAAAUGCAAAGGUUGAUACCUUCUUAGGAUCAUAAAUCAAGUUUGAAGAAACUCAUUCGUCAAUCAAGGAAGUAUAGCUUCCUUCUUCUUCUUCUCAUUGGUGUCGACAACACGCAAGGGAGUGAGAGCGAGCGGUAGAGGUUGAGAUAGCAAGAUGAAGACGAAAUGACGUUUGAUCACUAUCAAAUGAUUAUAGGUGAGGCGUUGAAUAGAGAAUCAAAGUUCCUCUAGUUGUUUAUUGUUCUUUUUUAGCAUCAUUCUAGUUGUUGGUUUAUCUUUGUUUUAGACCUUCUCUACUUGUUCCUUAAAUUAACUUCUUUCAAUUUCGUGUUUC